Messenger RNA from Acanthoscelides obtectus, 2310 nucleotides. The record is from the annotation of a GenBank genome assembly. Lineage: Eukaryota; Metazoa; Arthropoda; Insecta; Coleoptera; Chrysomelidae.
UUACAUUAUAUACAGGUCAAUUCUGUUUGCAUCUGGCCUAACAUAUUGCUAUCUUAACCAUAUUGCUCGAACUGAAACUAUUAACAAGACUGUUUACCAAAUUCAUAUUCUGUUCACUACCCUUUGGCAAGUAUUGCUAGGAGUUUCUAGAGCUAGCAAUGUUGUUACAGAUAAAGAUAUCACGUGAGCAUUUCAGUUGAUGCUAAUCUUGGCAACACUGGCGAAACCUGUCAUCUUCUUACAUUUUUCUGUUCUCUGUCAAAUCCUGUCUUGUCACCCUUGUCAUAUCCGACCGGUCAUAACCUCAUUUUAUAACACGUUUAUAACCGACUGCGACUAAAUUAUUUCUUUGCUGCCAACCUGUGCCUUGUUCCUUGUAUUGUUGUAUACAAUUCGUCAUGGCGAACUCAAGGAGCAAACGAACCAAUAAAGAUCAAAUGGAGAUGAUAAUCAAUUUUCUUGGGGAAAACCGGGUACUUGUCACACAAAAAAUGCACCCGUUGAACACGGGUGACUGUGAACCUUUGUGGGAUGAAUUGACCGAGAAGUUGAACUCUGUGGAGAACGGUGCAAGAAAAGAUAAGAAACAAUGGAAAACUUUUCUGUACGAGUGGAAAUCAAAAACUAAGAAGAAGGCCCGUAUCCAUAAGGCUUCCAUCAUGAAAACGGGAGGUGGUGGCUACACUUGUAAAGACCUGACAGAUUUGGAAAACCGACUGUUGAAUGUAUUAGGGGGUUGGAUUCAUGUACUAGGAUGCCCCAGUUUAACAAAUAUUGAGCCUGGACUACCUGCAGGACUUGAAUUAAUGGAUCAAGAUGUCACUGAGAUACAAGAAGGUGCAAUAGAGCAGCAUGAAGCUGAAAGAGAAGAAGAAAAUACCGAUGAGAUAUCUACACCAAUACCAUCACAAACACCAAGACGUGGAACAGCUCCAAGGAAGAAACAAAAGAGACCGCAUGUACAGAGCACACAGCUGCACGAAGCAGCUGAACUUUAUGCACAAAGCACCAGCGAAAUGGCUGAAGCUGUGAAGGUGAUGGCUGGUGCAAUAUCACAGUUAGCUCAAGGGCUAUCUGAUAUAGCAAUUGCUCUAAGCAACACAUCAAAAACCUGAUGUCAUGUAAUAAAAAUGAAAAUACUAAAAUCUGCAUUAAAUAUUUAUUUUAGAGAACAUUUUCUUACAUAAUUCACCUGAUCGCAGUAGACAACUGAUUUACAAGUUGCUGGCGAAUAAACCUGCCCUCUGUGAGAAAAUCAUUACUUGGAAUUGCAGCAUCAUCAGGAUGGCUGCUGUUAGUAGUCUGAUCAGUGUUGUCAUGAGAGUCGCCAUUAUCUUCAUACUCUUGUUCUGCAUUAUAUAUUCUGCAAAUAUUAUGCAAAACAGCACAAGCAUAAAUUAUCAUGCCACUUGUAUCAUGAGAAUAAUGAAGAACCCUGUCUUUCCUUAAACAUCUAAAACGGGCUUUCCAAAUACCAAAGCCCCUUUCAACCACAUUGCGUGUGUUGAUAUGUAUACUGUUAUAGUGAGCUUCGGGGGUAUUAGCUCUUGUUUCGAGGAUUGGUGUCAUCAGCCACGGCUGGAGAGGAUAUCCUGAAUCACCAAGUAGGUAGCAGUUUCGUCUUCCAUCUUCAUAUUUUUGCUUAAGAUGUCUCUGUAUGUUUGAAGAGUCCCAUAUUGCUGCAUCGUGGACUGCUCCAGGAUACUUCGCAUUUACGUUAGUAAUCAUUAGGUGAGAGUCGAAAAUCUGUAAAAUAUUGCGAAUUUAUGUUCUCAGUCAAGGCUUAACAAAAAAUGAACUUACUGCCUGAACAUUUACACUGUGGAACCCUUUUCUAUUAAUUAUGCUACUGAUGGAUUAAUAGGAUCAUCUGUUUUGGGUGGCACUAUCGCAAUAUGUGUACAAUCGAUAACGCCUACAACAUUUGGGAAUUGAUGAUUCUCUAAAAAUCUGAAAAUUGAAAAACUCAUGAUAUGAUGUGGCCAUUAUGUAGAGAAAAUACCUACAUACCCGUCUUUGACUCUCCUAACUUCUUCUGAAGUUGUUGGAAACCUGAUACGUAUAUAUCGAGGUGACAAAUGUAAUGCAAUUAGUCUGCUUAUUUUGUUUAUAAGUCUGCUCAUUACAGGUUGGCUGAUUCCGAUAUUAAAGUCGUGUCCUACGGUUGUUUGAUAACCGCCAUGGGCAUAAAAUAAUAAACUUGAAAAGACCUGAAAAUAAUUUGUUGAAGAUUCAUAGAGAAAAUAGAUUCUAUUUAGAAUGAAUUGUGAAACGUUACAAAUUCAUAUUACAUAUCAGUUUGAUUAUACA